UCCGGCUUGUGACUACAUUCACUCGAAGGACACCAAUUCCUCCAUGUCUACAUCCACGGCCGAAGCGAUCGCCAGUGCACAGUUUAUCUUAAUACAGGAUUAUAUGGGUUUCGCGUGUACAGUAUUUCCCAUCUAUGAUUAUCUGCUUACUGUGGGCAGCGACAUCAAUCUCUUAUGGUUGCAGCGUGCACCGUUUGGGAUGACCACGCUCAUGGUCUUGAUACGAUUCACCAUCAUUGGCAUGCCAACUAUCCAGUUGGUGUCCAUUCUUUGCCGCGGUAUUUACGUCAGCUCCGCAGUAUUCAGUCAGCUCCCGAAUAUACUGGACGCAGUGAUUUCGGCAAUUCGUGCAUACGCAGUCAGCAACCGUAGUUUGGUGUGGGCUGCAAUAGUAUUUUCGACUGGCAUACUCGUGGCUAUCAUCAAUGCGUACAUGAUAGCGACAGACCGAAUUUAUGUGGGGUACGAGGAUGGCGUCGGGAUCUGCGAUAUCGUGGUCCACUUCGUAGGUAGCACGUCUGAAAAUGUGCAACUCGUUGCUUUGAUUUGCAAUAUACUCUCGCAAGCUAUCGUCACCGGUCUCACCUGGUCAAGGAUGCUAUUUCUUGUACGACGGCCUGGAGAGGGACAGGCUCGAGUCAACCCAAGGUCAUUCAGUAUCUCGUGGUUUUUCCUUCGAGACGGUACUGCCUAUCUCAUGCACGUCCUACUCUGCCCAUCUACACAUGCUGUAUUCUUAUCUACCUUGUUCUAGAGCAAUGCUGCUUCUGCAGCUCG
Messenger RNA from Fomitopsis serialis, 777 nucleotides. RefSeq lists its product as uncharacterized. NCBI's taxonomy places the organism in Eukaryota, Fungi, Basidiomycota, Agaricomycetes, Polyporales, Fomitopsidaceae. The record is from RefSeq and is a predicted model, not a curated record. Bases 44 to 754 code for a protein of 236 amino acids. The transcript is spliced from 9 exons.